AAUAGACAAUAAUAGGAUUUGAUCUGUGAUUGUAGAGAAAAGCGUUCGUUCUGAGAAUAGAAAACAUCUGCCUCCGUAGAGCGCUUCAUUACCGAAACUCCGGAAACUAGUUUCCUCCGAUACUGGAAUGAACCGUUUAUUGUGCGAUAACCCUGGUGCGUCAGUCCUAUUCCUCUAUAAAUCCACGCCGUGAUUUAAAUGCUGUCCCGCCACAAACGCGCCUCACUUUAGGGUCGUGUGUGUGUGAGAGAGAAAAUAAUACUUUAUAUUCAGUAACAACCACAGUGAGAGAACUAUCCCGGAGUCUGACAGUCUGUUAUUUCGCACAGAGCGAGGAGAGACGCAGCACGAGGACAAUAUUGACUCAAACGUUUACUUUGUGACUAUAGCUCUCAACAGGAACCGGUGGAUUCCUUACUAAAUAUAGACCACAACAAUUGUCAAAGUUUUUGACAACAAACAUUUACGGGUGUGGUGUUAUCCUGCUUUCCGUUGGACUUGAUUUGUACAUUUUGACUUUUUUUUUACCAUUAUUUGCCUUCCUCAAACGGACCUACAGCUGCGUUUAAAAGUGGCUUUCUAAAGGCCAGGCAGGGCCAUGUCUCCAGUCUCAAUCUGUGGUUUGGAAUAGGCUACUCGUGGUGACCUAGUGAAGCAGGUGUCCCCAGGUGAUGACCUCACUGUUUUCCAGCCCAGCCCACGUCGUCAUGAAGGACCGCGAGCCUCCGCCAUCCUCCCUCACCCUGCUCCACUACCCUGGGAUGACGGUCACCGCCAAGACCCCUGGGGAUGACCCCUUUCCCUCCUCCACCUCUCCAUCCCUCUCCAAACCACAGCCCUUCUGCCUGCAGACCCUCCAGACCAGCCCUCACCUCCUCGCCAGCAUGCAGCUCCAGAAACUCAACUCCCACUACCAGAGUCUGGCUGGAGGCAGUGGUGCCUCAGGGCUCAACUCAGGGCCUCAGAGGGGGUUUGGGGGCUCCACGGUGGGCUCGGCUGGGCAGCUGAUCGGGGGUACCCCUGGAGGUGGCGGAGGUGGGAACCAGAGUUGUGGAUCUGGCGGGAUCAUAGAUUCUGACCCAGUGGAUGAAGAGGUUCUGAUGUCAUUGGUCAUAGAGCUGGGGUUGGACCGGGCCAAUGAGCUACCUGAACUCUGGCUGGGACAGAAUGAGUUUGACUUUAUAGCGGACGUACCUGCUGGAUGUUGACCGGAUAGAGCGAUGGAAGGAGGGGAUCUGUGCUCUCUUUCAUUCUUCUGUUAGUCUCUUGUUUGGAUGGACACAGACUCCGACGUCCCUGCCGCAUACUAACCUAAACACAUAGAAAGAGAAACUGUCCUUUUGUUUUGUUUUUUGGGGGGGGGGGUCAACCUCUUAGUUUUUCUCUAAAAGAAAAAUGAUGACUACAUACGGACCCAAAGAGAGCAUGUGGUCUUGUUUUUUCCCCCUCUCUACCACCCUCUCGUUUCCCCUCUCAGAAGGACAGUGUGCGGACACAGGGUUGGGGUUUGGUCUUGUGUUUUUCUGUGAGUCUGUGUGUGUCAGAGAGGAUGUCGACUUCAGGGGGAACUUGUGUUUACCUUCAUUUAUUCCUCGGCGCAAAAGGACCCUGAAGCGGCGUUAAGGAUUGUGAACAUUCAACGGUUCAACAGAAACCAAGAGGGGACAAACCCACAGGACCCUAUUUAUAUUUAACAGUAGGGAAAACACUGAGGGAUAGAAGAGCCUGGGGCCUGUCUCGUUGUACCUCCCAUGGGCCUCCUACACACACACACACACACACACACACACACACUUGUUCAGUUAGCCCAGCGUUCAGGGGGUUUGAUGUGACACUAGGGUGAGAGAAGCACGAGAGAGAUGAGUGCUGUGUACCAGUGUGUGAGAGGUUGUCUGAGACAGACCUGACAGGAGGCCUGUGUAGUCUCCAUGCUAUUGUCUGUAUCUAAAUUACGUUAUUGAGUCUCAAAGUCAGUGGUCUUCAUGUAACUCUGUAGGAGGAACGACUCAGGUUCACCCUCCUGUCUUGUUUCUGCCCGAUCUCCCCGUCUCGCUUUCCCUCUCUCUGUAUGUAUUGUAAGUCUCUUGCUCUAUGUCAAAUGGAUGAUGUCUGAAGAAGCAAAGAGAGCUAUGAGUCUCUCCUCUCGCUCCCUUGUCUUCGGUCUCUGUCUUUCUCUCCUCUCGCUCCCUUGUCUUCGGUCUCUGUCUUUCUCUCCUCUCGCUCCCUUGUCUUCUGUCUC
This is a messenger RNA of Oncorhynchus gorbuscha (pink salmon), 2239 nucleotides long. Its product is annotated as cbp/p300-interacting transactivator 1-like. Bases 672 to 1208 code for a protein of 178 amino acids. NCBI's taxonomy places the organism in Eukaryota, Metazoa, Chordata, Actinopteri, Salmoniformes, Salmonidae. Gene Ontology annotation, biological process: regulation of DNA-templated transcription. The record is from RefSeq and is a predicted model, not a curated record. The transcript is spliced from 3 exons. Gene Ontology annotation, cellular component: nucleus.